This is a messenger RNA of Aspergillus brunneoviolaceus CBS 621.78, 1239 nucleotides long. Its product is annotated as MFS general substrate transporter. Bases 1 to 1239 code for a protein of 412 amino acids. Gene Ontology annotation, molecular function: transmembrane transporter activity. Gene Ontology annotation, cellular component: fungal-type vacuole membrane. Gene Ontology annotation, biological process: transmembrane transport. NCBI's taxonomy places the organism in Eukaryota, Fungi, Ascomycota, Eurotiomycetes, Eurotiales, Aspergillaceae. The transcript is spliced from 4 exons. The record is from RefSeq and is a predicted model, not a curated record.
AUGACCGACUUGUCGGAAAAUGGACAGGUACAGCCUCCGUCCAUCGAGAGCCCUAAGAGGAACUACUCCCGUCGCCACUACAUUUUGAUUGUAUUGUCCGGAUUUAUGCUCAACUUCACCGCGUGUGGGGUUGUCUUCGCCUACGGUGUGUACCAGGCCGAGUAUGAGGCCAUGGCUACUCGCCCAGGCACUCCGUUCACCGGAGCCUCCUCCGCCGAGAUCACCUUGAUCGGCAGCCUGUCCUCGGCCAUGAUGAAACUCAGUGCGCCCUUUGUCGUCGCAUGGUGCAAGUGUUUCAGUCCCCGCAUCGUCGUAUACGUGGGGGGGCUCGUCUUCGGGCUCUCGCAGGGGCUUCUUCUUGGCAUCGGCAGCUGUCUCUCGUACAUGCCUUCAAUGAUUGUUCCACCGACAUGGUUCUCCGAACGCCGCGGCCUCGCCCUGGGCAUCAUCUCCGCCGGCACCGGCAUCGGGGGCCUGGUGUUCGCCCCCGUGAUUCAGGCCUCAGGCCGUCUGCGGGAGGAAGCCGCAUCGAAGUCGCUGCUGACUCGACUGUGCCGGGUGCCCCUGCCGCCCUGGGCCCUGGUCCGAUCGCGCAAGUUCGUCGCGCAGCUGCUCAACGCGGCGUUCCAGAGCGCGGCCUAUUACACCCCGGUGUACUAUAUCUCCUCGUACAGACAGACGUUGGGCUACAGCGAGUCCGAGGGCGCCAACUGGACCUCGCUGAGCAACGCGUGCAAUGCGAUCGGCAAGGUCGCCGUGGGAUAUCUGGCCGACUACCUGGGGCGUCUGAACUCCUUUUUCGGGGUCACGCUGCUGAGCGCGGUGGGCGCGGUGGGUCUCUGGAUCCCGAGUACGUUGCUGGGAGGGUCCUCGCCGCACGAGCUGCCGGCGGCGCGGGCCUGCUUCAUCGUGUUCACCGUGCUCUACGGCCUGUUUGCGAGUGCCUACAUUGGGCUGUUCUCCCCGGCCCUGGUGGAACUCUUCGGCCUCGAGGAAAUGCCCCGCAUCACCGGCAUCAUGUACAUGGUGCAGGGCGCCGCCGGGUUGGUCGGCACCCCCGUGGCGGGGCUCCUGGUCCGCACGUCCCACGGUGAGACCACCACCCCGCGCAGCUACUUGGAUAUGGCGAUCUUUGUCGGCGCUCUGAUGGUGGCAUCCACCCUGGCUGUCGCCUGGGUGCGAGUGGAGCAAGAAUUCGAUCGGGUUCGUGGGCGUCGUUCGUGGGUAUGGAAGCUCUAG